Labeo rohita (rohu) is the source of this 4285-nucleotide messenger RNA. It is a transcript of the gene gprin3b, whose product is annotated as GPRIN family member 3b. The transcript is spliced from 3 exons. Gene Ontology annotation, cellular component: plasma membrane. The record is from RefSeq and is a predicted model, not a curated record. Bases 559 to 2553 code for a protein of 664 amino acids. Lineage: Eukaryota; Metazoa; Chordata; Actinopteri; Cypriniformes; Cyprinidae. Gene Ontology annotation, biological process: neuron projection development.
UAUGUCAUCAAACGACAGUUUUGAUGCAGCAUUAACCGAAAUAACACAAACAGGAUUGGGUUGUUUCUAGAUAUAUUUUGUAGGAGUCUAGAGAGAGUUGUCCAUACCUUAGUACAAACAGUUGGAGUAAAUUUCUUCAUGAUGGCGUGAGAAGACGGCGUUGGCACAACAGGCCACGAAAAAUCUUCCUCAGAGAGAGGAGAGAUCCUCGUGUUUUUCUGGAGUUUCUUAAGGAUCAAUGGCGUCAUCUAGCGGAGAUCGAGAGAAGCGCAUGCCUCUUGCUGCCACCUGCCACAGGAAGAUUGAACUUGCGAUUCGGAUGCGCUUGGAAGGCGUGGUUUUAUCUCACUGACACGCGCCUAACAUUCUUUCAUUGAUAAUCCGUCGAGCGCACCAGCUAGUGCAUGAGCAGCGCGUCAAUAGCGCACUAAUCAAACGGAAAAUGAUAUGAGACGGACGCGCACGCACCAGGGAAGCCUUGGAGGGGACAAUAUCAGGCUUUCAGUGGGGAAACAAACAAAGUUUGGAAUAUUUUGACUUGCAUAAAAGGGAUUCAACAUGGAAAAUGUACCAAACCCCAAAAGGACUGUCACUGUCCAGAUGAUGCCGCAGCUCGCCAGUAUAGACGUGCUGGGAAAUAAGGAGUUAAAUGCUAACUGGGACAUUGAGCCAAAGUUAACCUUAAAUCAGGAUUGCUCCUCUGGCCAAAAAACGAAACCAGAUCAGGAUAAUAUGCACCUCAAGUCCUCCAUCAAAGAUUCCCACACCACUCUUCUUGAAGGGACUGUCCUUGAAGGCAAAAACAUGUCAUCCCAUGACAGCGAAGAUCACAGGCAACCUCAAAAUAGUCACACAAACAUGAAAACGUCAGGUCAGUGUGCCAGGAACGCAGAAGGUAGAAAAACCGAACGUGACACGAAUUUGAAUUUGAAAACCGUCCUUUCAACAUCCAACAUCCCAUCACCUACAGCCACAUGUAACAAGGAGAAAAAUGGCAGUAGCACAGCAAAGACACUUGGAAAUGAACAACAUGAGCCCAAAGCAUCAGUAGCUGAAGAAACUAGUGCAAUCAAAGAGACACUUCACAAUCAAAUGCCAAGCCAGGCUCAGGCCUCCCUUCAGAAGGAUUCAUCUCCCAGCACCAACAACACAAUCAAAGACACCUCACUUUUAUCCCAAUCAAAAGAUGCAGGAUGCACCACCAGCAUAACCGUCAGCAGUACCACCACCAAUCACUCUCGAGUUGCAACAACCGAAACCUCUCAACCAGCACCAGGGACAAGUAUUAACACCACGCAACCACACGAGAUCCAUCAUGCACCCACUAAAGAGGACAAAUGUAGUAAUGAAUGCAUGAAGAAGGAUUUCAAACCAUCAGUAACCUCUCAAGAAGCUUCUUCUGGAUGCCAAUUGGAGUCUUCGACUAGCAAUGCAAGUCACUCUAUCCACACGGACGUGAUUGAUGAAGAAGUCCAAACACAAGGAGCUUCUACUGACGAGCAGAAGCCGGUCCACUGCAAACUCUAUCGUGAGGCUUCUACCAUGACUUCAGCCGUUGAGUUACCUGGCACGCAACGACAUGACGCCGAGGUGCAGGCAGUGGCUACGGUCUGCUGUCAAUCUACAGGCACUAGCCCUAGUCUUCUAUCUCUACAAUCUCUACAACCCCAUCAGAGAUCAGUUGGAUUGCUGCCUGAGGAGAAUGAGAGUAUAUCAGUGGUCGUUGAGGUGAAGACCACCUCGGAGAUUUAUUGCAACACACCAUCUGUUGUUUCAUCCAGUACGAAGCCUUCACAGCCGGGGACAGUGAUGGUGCACGUAGACGCUGACCUUCAGGAAGAGUCCAAGCUUGGGGCCAAACCUAAAGAGCCUCUACAAAAUGGCCAAAAAGGAUUUUCACCACUUCAACCGGUUUAUCAAAUCAAUAUCGAGACUUGCGGCCAAACCAAACAAUUGGACGAGACCACCUAUCAGCUUCAAAGUCAAGGUUCACCUGCAUCUGUUGCACCUCAAAAUGUGGCCUGUGUGCAGGAACCCAAAGCAGCAUCUAAUCAGGCCUGCAAGGAUCUGCCAGAAAAACCAUCCAAGCCUCCUGCAUCUAAAUCCGUGCUGCCUAAGAAAGCAGGAUCUGCAAAACCUCCAACGGACAUCACAACGGCUACUCCUCCAACUUCCAGCUCCACACCGCAGAGCAAAAAGACAGAUCGGAAACAGCAGGGAGCGUCCAAGCUGGAGCCUGAGAAAGACGACCAAGAAGCCAAGCAAUCGAAGAAGAGCGUGCACGACGUCGUGUGGGACGAGCAGGGUAUGACGUGGGAGGUAUAUGGAGCGUCAGUAGAUCCAGAGUCGCUGGGUUUUGCCAUUCAAAGUCACCUGCAGUGCAAAAUCAAGGAGCAUGAGAAGAAGAUCAUCGCCCAGACGGCUUUCCGAAAAUCCUUGUCUUCGCCGCCAGACAAGAAGAACAAGAGAAGGCAGGUUAACAUUAACCUCAGGUCCAUGUUUCAAAACGUUCGCCGACCCAAUUGUUGCGCACGGCCCUCAGUGCUAGAAUGAAAGAUGAUGCGAUCUUCCAUGAGACUGUGCAAAGCAUGUUGGGAGAUUUCUCUCGUUUGUAUUUUGAGGAGUUUGUUAAAUAUAGAAACUAAUGGUGAUUUGAGUGUUACGUGGAGAACAGUAAUCUUAAAGAAAAUAUUUUUAGAAAAAGAUGAAAUUAUUUAUGGUGAUAGUAAAGCUAUAAUGAUGUUUAGAGUGCAAUGGCAAUAAUUAUAAUAAUUAAUAUAAUAACGGUAAUGAUAAUAUGUAGUAUCUGCAUGUGUAUUAGUUCAGAAUGGCAGUCUUCUAACUACCCAAGAUUAUGCACUGUACUGAUGAGCAGAUGUAUGCAUAUAACCUUUUUAACUGACUUUGUUUAGUUGAAUAUGUUUUUAAACUUUUCAAGUAGUAGAUAUUUGUUUUGCAUAAUUUAAUUUGUACUGUUGAUUUAUUGUGAAUAUUUCAACUUUUUUAUUUAAUUUAGAAACAAAUAGACAAUGCUUGUUGCCAUUCUUGGUGUAAACUGAGCCCGUUUCUGUUCAAGAACAGUGAUGUUACUAUGAUUUUAUAUUAAAAUGAGAACAAAAGCAGUUACUGUGUUUACAGCAAUCAAUGCAGUUUGCGGAUGUUGGUUAGCAUCAUAAUUAGCAUACUGUAUAUUACAUCGCUGACAGCGUUACUAAUAUAACUCACAUUAAUGUGAAAAUAAUGAUGCUAUGAGACACUUAAAGAUACAUCAGGGAUUAUUCGGGAGGGUUAAACAUCUGUUAGGCCUACAUGAGUUCGAUCUCAUGUGUAUGUCAUUUGCAAAUGUUGUAUAAUGAAAGCAGAUCUACAUCAUUCAAAUUUAAAUCAUUUGUGACUCUGCACCACAAAAGCAGUCAUAAGUAGCACGGGUAUAUUUGUAGCAAUAGCCAGCAAUACAUUGUAUGGGUCAAAAUGAUCGACUGUUCUUUUACGCCAAAAAUCAUUCAAUCAAUUCUACAGAUUAAAGAUGUUUUAUACAUUUUCUACCAUAAAUAUAUCAAAACUUAAUUGCAUUUCUAAAAACUUAAUUUAGACAACUUUAAAGGCGAUUUUCUUAAUAUUUAGAUUUUUUGUACCCUCAGAUUCCAAAUAUUCAAAUUUUCAAAUAUUAUUCUAUCCUAACAAACCAUACAUCAAUGGAAAGCUUAUUUAUUCAUCUUUCAGGUGAUAUAUAAACCUCAAUGUCAAAAAAUUAACCCUUGUGACUGGUUCUGUGGUCAAGGGGCACAUUUAAGAACAGUUGAUCAUUUUGACCCAUACAAUGUAUUGCUGGCUAUUGCUACAAAUAUACCCGUUUCUCUUGGCUAUGCAUAGCUGUAAACCCUAUAACACAAAUAGAUUUAAAUAUAAGGAAAUGCACAAACCUUAUAUAUUAUUCAUACCAUCAUUAAGACUGCUAAUAAAUUCCCUCUGGAUCUUAGAUUUGAACUCGCUGUCACCCUGCUGGAGUUCUGGGUGGUUAUUAGUGCAUUGGUGUAUAUGGUUGCUAGGUGUUUAUUGAUGGUUGCUUACUGGGCCAAAUCAAAACAGACGACAACAGGCCUUUGUGGUCUUCUGGUUUCCAGAUAUGACUUGGGUCUUUCUUUCAAUGCUGGUACAUGGUAUUGUUGCUACCUGAUCUCAUGACGAAUACGUAGCUGACGUAGCAUCUAUGGAGCAACAGAUUUUGUGUGAAAAUAAAUCAUACAAGUUGUUUCUUUUGUUUAAAAAUGUCAUAAAUGUACGA